This is a messenger RNA of Lolium rigidum, 990 nucleotides long. Its product is annotated as abscisic acid receptor PYL9-like. The record is from RefSeq and is a predicted model, not a curated record. Gene Ontology annotation, molecular function: abscisic acid binding; signaling receptor activity; protein phosphatase inhibitor activity. Gene Ontology annotation, cellular component: nucleus; cytoplasm. The coding region runs from base 1 to 603 and encodes 200 amino acids. The transcript has a single exon. Gene Ontology annotation, biological process: abscisic acid-activated signaling pathway. Lineage: Eukaryota; Viridiplantae; Streptophyta; Magnoliopsida; Poales; Poaceae.
AUGGAGCCGCACAUGGAGCGGGCGCUGCGGGAGGGGGUGACGGAGGCGGAGCGGGCGGCGCUGGAGGGCACGGUGCGCGCGCACCACACCUUCCCGGGCCGCGCGCCGGGGGCCACCUGCACGUCGCUGGUGGCGCGGCGCGUGGCGGCGCCGGUGCGCGCCGUCUGGCCCAUCGUGCGCAGCUUCGGCAACCCGCAGCGGUACAAGCACUUCGUGCGCACCUGCGCGCUCGCCGCGGGCGACGGCGCCAGCGUCGGCAGCGUGCGCGAGGUCACCGUCGUGUCCGGCCUCCCGGCCUCCACCAGCACGGAGCGGCUCGAGAUCCUCGACGACGACCGCCACAUCCUCAGCUUCAGCGUCCUCGGCGGGGAGCACCGCCUCCGCAACUACCGCUCCGUCACCUCCGUCACCGAGUUCCAGCCCGGCCCAUACUGCGUCGUCCUCGAGUCCUACGUCGUCGACGUGCCCGAGGGGAACACCGAGGACGACACCAGGAUGUUCACCGACACCGUCGUCAAGCUCAACCUCCAGAAGCUCGCAUCCGUCGCCGAGGAGUCCGGCGCGGCGGCGCCGGCGACUGGCGGAUCGCGGCGGCGGAGCUAAGAAACGAGGGGAACUCCCCUGCAACUUCUCGUGGUGUGGUGGCGGCGGCCGGACGGCGCCGCGGUUGUUAGCUGUUACUCUGUUCUGCUCUGUUCUUUCCCCACCCUUUCCCUUUUUUCUCCCUUUUCUGUUUGUCAUUUUCUCUCUUCCUUUUUUCCGUUGGUGUAGAAAAGCCUUCGUUGGUGUGGCCUGCUUUUGUUGUCUAUCAUUUUGGUCUUUUCUCUGCCUGCCUGCCGUUUGUGUAAUCCUCACUUUCUGCCUUUCUGAUGACUUGCUGGCUGGUGACAGCGAUGAUGAACAGCGGAAAACUAGUCAAGUUGUUGUUGCUUUCCACGAUGAUAAUAUGGUUAUGCUUUUAUAUAAAUGGAGAUAUUUCUUCUUACUUUU